AUGCAAUUUCUCUACUUGGUCUUCAGUUCGCUACUCUUACCAUGUGUAGCCGAGGUGGAAUUCUUGUUGGCCGUUUGGCGCCACGGUGACCGUGCUCCAGAAAGUCUACCGUAUCCUAGUGACCCUUACAACGAGACGUAUUGGCCUCGCGGAUGGAACCAACUGACAAAUGUCGGCAUUGAUCAGGCAACGAAACUGGGCAGGUUCUUGCGUCGUCGGUAUCAAAGUUCGGUUUUAUCCGUUUUCGAUCGAAAAAAGAUUACGAUCCGUGCUUCCGAUGCGGAUCGUGCGAUUGAAACGGCGCAGUGUGUAGCCACCACAUUGUUCCCGCCGGACGGUUUGCAAAUUUGGAAUGAUGGAAAGUUUAGACACUGGCAACCGAUUCCAAUCCGUACCAAUGGGAAGCCAGACCCGAUGCUCCGUCCGAGCAAAAUUCAAUGUCCACACUAUCAGAGAAUAGUGGCGGAUGAACGAAAGAAAAUCGAAAGAGAUAUUAAUGAAAAAUACAAAUCCGAGUUGGAUAUGAUUUCAAACCAUACCGGCCACGUGACUCGCUACGCGAAUAUCAAAGAUAUCUACAAUAUUAUUCUAGAACACUAUAACGGCCUCCCAUUCCCAGAAUGGGUGGAGCAAAAGGUCAAUAAUCGAAGCUUACUGGAUACGAUCACAGAAAUUCGAAGAAUCGCGAGACUCCAACUUUUCAAUAGCAGAGAAAAAGCAAAAUAUAUGGCUGGCUACAUGAUUGAUCAAUGGUCGGAAAGUUUAGUUCUGGCAUCCCAACAUUUGAACACAAAGAAAGCGUUGCUAUAUUCUUCACACGACGGAACGUUGACCGCACUACUCUAUGGUCUUGGAAUCAGUAACCAUCAGCUGAUUCCAUACACGGCUUGUAUAAUGGUGGAACUUCAUACGGGAAAUAAUAUAAAGAUCUAUUUCCGAAACUCCACAUCAGAAGAUCCAGACGACGUACACGAACUCUUCAUCCCGGGAUGCACCACCGAUUGUCAUAUCUCAAAAUUCAUCAAAUCCGUGACUGGCGUCAGAGUCAAAAGUCUUGAGCAAUUGGAAUUCAUAUGCCAAUCAGCCUUCACCCGUCCGUCAACCUUGAUAUUCGCCAUCAUCAUCGUCGUCGUCAUGCGUCUGAUUCUGUGA
Molecule: messenger RNA, 1152 nt
Organism: Caenorhabditis briggsae
Lineage: Eukaryota; Metazoa; Nematoda; Chromadorea; Rhabditida; Rhabditidae
Exons: 9
Coding region: 1-1152 (383 amino acids)
Biological process (GO): dephosphorylation
Molecular function (GO): phosphatase activity
Source: RefSeq, a predicted model, not a curated record